Molecule: messenger RNA, 2312 nt
Organism: Aspergillus steynii IBT 23096
Lineage: Eukaryota; Fungi; Ascomycota; Eurotiomycetes; Eurotiales; Aspergillaceae
Product: IQ calmodulin-binding motif protein
Exons: 5
Coding region: 233-2170 (645 amino acids)
Molecular function (GO): catalytic activity
Source: RefSeq, a predicted model, not a curated record
UCGACGGGUCAACAACCGGUUUGGCGUCACGAUUCAAGAUGAAUUGUCUAGGAAUUCCUACCUGAACACACUCGGGAGUCAACAAUACUCCAUCGACAUGGGCCUGGCUAUCAAUCCACCCAGAAAAGCUUCUUUCUCUGCGAUCCACCCUGGUUGACCAUCUAAUUAAAGCCACUCAGCCCUACCAGCCCUACGUCAUCCCACUUGUAUUUAUUCAUCAAUUCAUCAAGCCAUGGCUCUCCCUCUUCUCGUCUUCUCGGUUGCCUUGACUUCGGUGAUUCUGUGGUAUUACCGGCAGCCUCCCAGUCGCAACUUCUUUCGCCCUGACAUGAUCACUGCCCGAGUCUAUCGACUCUGCCACGCCAACAUGACUGUGACUGCCGAACUUGCCCGCGACCCGACCAAAGUUCCUUCCAAGGUCUUUCACGACUUGUACGAGGGUCAUGACUCCCAGAACCCGGGCUCGGAGAUGAAAGAUGCCACUGACGAGGAAGAUGCCUUGCGACGAGCAGCCGAAUGUGGGAACUGGGGUGUUUCCCAACCGAGUGAACUAUUCCUGAAAAUAUACCAUGACGCCGUAUGCGCUCUCGACAAGAAUCCACACUCCGGCGUCGUCUCCCCGCCGCUGAUGGGCAGCCACGGCAUCGUGCCUUUAACAAUCGUGGCCCCCUUGCCCGACCUCUGUCGACACAUGGCCAAUUGCAUCGUGCGCGCCGAGAAAGAAGUCUUCCUGGGGACGAACUUUUGGAUCCACUCCGACGCCUCAACCCUCGUAACCAACUCCCUCCGAGAGCUCUCCAAACGCGCUGGUGAGAGGGGCACCAAAGUCAUUGUGAAAGUGAUCUACGACCGAGGUGACCCGCGCCAGGUCUGCGAGAACCGGCUGGAUGUGCCGGAGAAGAAAUAUACCAGCUCUCAGGUCCAAUUCCCUCCAGCGGCCGAAAUCCCCAAUCUCGACCUGCAGGUCAUCAACUACCACCGUCCGAUCUUCGGGACGUUCCAUGCGAAAUUCAUGGUGGUCGACCGUCGCGUGGCGUUGCUGCAGAGCAGUAACGUGCAGGACAAUGAUAAUCUGGAAAUGAUGAUCCGCAUGGAGGGUCCGAUUGUCGAUGCCAUCUAUGAUACGGCGUUGGUUUCGUGGGGGAAAUCAUUCGAUCCGCCUCUUCCGAUGCUGUCGUCCCCUGCAGCAGAUGCGCCCAUUCCCAGUCUCGAUGCGAAUUUCCCAGAGGAGCAGGGUGAAACCCUCCCCGAACUGACGACAAACGAUCCGCAUUACGAUGUUGACAUCGGACAAGAAGCACAAAGAGUAAACGGCAUGGUUGAGCCUCGCGAAGGCGAAUCAAGGACCCAGGCUGUGACUCGCCAUCUCAACACAACAACGCAACCGAACACCACCGGCGAUGCCUCGGACACUGACCACGAACACCCCAUGCGGCCAUACGUCCCCAUGCCUCCACACAAACCGUUCCCCAUCGCCCUUGUAAAUCGUGAACCCUUCGGAGCACCCAACCACACCAGCGUCUACACCCCCCAAAACUCCGCCUUCCUCUCUGCCAUCCAGAACGCCCGCGAGAGCAUCUUCAUCCAAACCCCCAACAUGAACGCCGAGCCCCUGCUCCAACCUCUCCUGGACGCCGUCAAACGCGGCGUCAUCGUCACCUGCUACCUCUGUCUCGGCUACAACGACGCCGGCCAACUCCUGCCGUUCCAGAACGGCACCAACGAGAUGAUCUCGCAUCGUCUAUAUACCGCGCUCGAGACGGACGAGGAACGCGCCCGUCUCCGCAUCCACAACUACGUCGGCAAAGACCAGACCAAGCCCAUCCACAACAAGUUCAAGAAACGCAGCUGCCACAUCAAGCUGAUGAUUAUUGACGAGAGCGUCGCUAUUCAAGGAAACGGCAACCUCGACACCCAAUCCUUCUACCACAGCCAAGAAGUCAACGUGCUGCUCGACUCGCCGCUCGUAUGUCGCACGUGGCUAGAGACUAUUGAUCGGAACCAGAACACCGCCAAGUACGGCCUCGUCAGCCCGCAGGACGGGUGCUGGCAUGACCCGGUCACCGGGGAGAUGGCCGAGGGCUCGAUCGGUGUGAACCCGGGGCAUUUCAGCUGGGCGAAGGGCAUCCUGGGUGCUGUGCAGAGGGUGAGAGGGGCUGGGGGGUUUUAGUUCAGUUCUUUGUCUCUGUUUAUGUGUGUAUAUAUAUUGGAUGGUGUUUUAUAGAUAGUGGAUGGAUGGAUGGAUGGAUGGACAUCUCUAUAUUGGCUAAUGUCUCUAUUUGAAGUGACUCGGAAGGAAUGAUGAAACUGAU